UGCAAUUCGACCGUAGCUCAGCGUUCCCAAAAACACGAGAGAAACCUGUACCUUGCCUUUGCCCUUUUCCCCGCCAAUGGCGACGCCGGCGCCGCUGGCUGUGGAGGUGCGCUGCGCGGGCUGCGGCGAGACGCUGGAAGUGGAAAACGGGACCACGGACUUCGCCUGCCCGGGCUGCGGCGCCGCGCAGCGCCUCCCUCCGGAGCUCAUGCCGCCGCCGCCGCCGCCGCCGCCGCGCCCGCGCCGCGCCAUCCCUCUGCCGGCGGCGGCCGGGCGCGCGGCUGCGGAGGCGCAAGACCGCGUGCCGUGCGGCUGCAGCGGUGCCCUACUCACCGCGCCGCCGGGGCUCGGAGGCUUCGCCUGCCCAAUCUGCGGCGUCGCUGGCCGGCGCCCCCAGGGCAGCGCCCCACCGACUGGUGUCGCAAUGGCGCAGCCGCUGCAUCCAGAGCCUCAGGUCCUGGGAGACCCCCAAAGUCAUGGAGGACAGGUGCAUCCAGAAAGGUAUAAGGCACCCAUCCACCUCGAGCAGUCACAAGGAUGGCGCCCUAACCAUUCAGCCUAUAGAGGCGAGGCGUGCAGUUCAUUAAGAGCAGAUAAAGGAGUACAUGAUGGGGCUGCUCAAGGCGACUCCUAUAGUCAUGUUCAUGUGGACUCGCAUGUUGAGCCACUUGAAACUUCAUCCCUCGUGGUUGAGGACUCUGACCCUCCUUUGAAGCGACGUCGCUUUCAUGGAUCCCUUUCAAAAGGGUCUGUCGAGGCAGCUCGAUGCAGUGAGAAGGAGAAUGUUCGUGUGUAUGAGAGAAGGGUCAAAGCAAGGGAUGAUGGGGAUGAACGACAUGGUGAAGCCCCACGCGAACGUAUCUGCAAGGUUGUGUCAAAGAGGAAGGCAUCCAAGGUUCCAAUGAGGACCAAUAAUAAGCCCUCGGUUGCAGCUCGAACCAUCCCUGUGCCAAGAGGUGAUACUUUGCCACCAUGGAGAGGCACGGGCAAGGGCAAGGGAGUUGCUUCUAGCUCCUGUGCUGAGGAUGAAGAAGAACAGCAGCCACAAGGACAGCCAACAGUUGGCCCUUUGAGGUUGCAUAGCCCUGCUCCUAGUGAUUAUGGUAGGCGUACUGUUAAUUACAAAAGCCAGGCCAAGCAAGUAAAGAAGGAGAGGGAGUCAAAUCCUUUUGUUUAUGAGCGUAUCCCAUCGGAUUAUAGGUUUUAUAAUCACUUCCAACAAGAUUUCUACGAGACGGUCAUUUAUCCAAGGAAGGAUCCAAUCUCAAAAAUGCAGUGGGUUGAUUGGAAGUACAUGGAAGAGAAGGACGACCCUAUCUUUAAAGAAGUGGUAGCUGCAUGUGAGAGCAAAGGAGUGAAGAGAAUCAUGGGCUUCAAGUAUGAUUGGUGCAAUGAGGUAAUAGCCCAAUUCUAUGCCACCGUCUACUUUGACAAGAACAAAGCCAAGACUAUGCACUGGAUGACUGAGGGAGAGUGGUACAAAAUCAAAUACAUGGCCUUCUCUAGGUUGCUUGGAUUUGGUCAAGAUGAUGCUAAUAAAGAAAGAAUUCAUGUGGAACGUGCGCUUACAAACAGUCAAUUAGAGUUCAUGUAUAACCCUCAUGAAGAUGUUACUCUUGGGAGCAUUAAAGGUCUUUUGCCCUCUUAUUUUUGUCUUAACCGCUUGUUUAGGAAGACACUAGCUCCUAAGGAGGGGGAUGCUGCUAGUAUCAUGUCAACUACAAGGAACUUGCUUGCUAGGAUGGACUCAAGUGCAAGACCAUUCAAUGUGUUUGACUUCAUUUGGGAAGAGAUUCGCUUCACAUCUCUGAAUCCGUCAAGAAGUUGUGGUUAUGCUCCUUACCUAAUGUAUAUGAUCGAGAAGGUCACAAAGAAGAACUUUGUGAAGGAAGUGAAGCAUGAACCAUUAAGAAUUCGUCCUCAAAAGGGACAUAAUCCUGUGGCUGCACCAAGAAGAGCACCACGCUCGUCAUCACCUACACAUAAGCCAUUCUCUUCAUCUGUUCACCCUUUUCUCAAGACCAUCUUCUGCAUUUGUAAAAGCAACUCAAUGAAAUUGAACAAGUACAAUGCAAGACUGAAGAAGACCAAUCAGCAGCUCAAAGCAAUUCGGCGCCAUUUCAACAUUGAGCCUCCUUUCUCUCCGGAUGGUUCGGAGGCAGAGGAGAGUGAUCCAGAGGUGUUUGAGGACCCCUUUGCAGCUUAUGGGACUGGCGCCGCUGCCUCUGUCCCUGCCCCUGCAGGACAUGACACAAGACUUUGGACUGAGCAGGGCGAAGAGUUUGGCGGUGAUGAGGAAACUGGAAUGGAAACUGAAGAUGAAACCGAAGAGGAAGGAAAUGAUCAUGAGGAGGGCGAUGAUGAUGAUGAUGAUGACGACGACGAUGAGGUGGACAUCGAGUGAUUCAUUUGUUUGCUUCUUUCUUCAGGUAAUGCUGAAGGGGAAGAGAAAAGCUUAUCAUGUAUUUCGUAGUAUCAUUACGUCGUCGUUGUGAUUCUGCACACGUAGAACUUUAUGCUUGUGGGUGUGCUUGAGGACUUGUUUUAAGAUUCCUAUAAGACUUAUUUUGUUUUAGUGUGCAACCAUGUAACGCAAUGGUUGAUGCUCUUAAUCUCAUUGUGUGCUGUAAGAUGGUCUUAUGAGACAUGGAAGAAGAGGCCACCCGUUUGCAUGCAUGGGAAAAUGCAGGUCAUGCCACAGCAGGAGGUAAAGAAGAGGCUCGACGAGAUGCUGCAGCAGAUAGGGGAGAGCCAGCGUGCCUGCAGAUGAAGCUGCAGGUGUGCCAGGAGUUGAAGGAUCAGGUCGCAACAGCCAUACAGUCGACCAAUUAGUACUGCCUUGUCAGACCUCCAGAAAUACGCCAAGCAGAGGGGUGCCAAUGUUUUUCGAUCUUCCUCCAGUACCAUCUUGCCCAGCUUUGCUCAACGUUUGCAAGCUGUAUGAAUUUUACAUUUCAGUCUAAGGUGCAGGAGUAUGAAACUCACCAGCUGUAUGAAACUCUCUCUCAAAUUAUAAGCAAUGUGCUGUAGCAGUACUCUUCUCCUGUAUCUUAAAUUGAUUUUAGGAUACUCUCUAAGCAAAUUAUAAGAGACGCAAUAUAAGAGAUUUGACAGA
This is a messenger RNA of Sorghum bicolor (sorghum), 3115 nucleotides long. RefSeq lists its product as uncharacterized. Lineage: Eukaryota; Viridiplantae; Streptophyta; Magnoliopsida; Poales; Poaceae. The record is from RefSeq and is a predicted model, not a curated record. The transcript has 4 exons. Bases 77 to 2404 code for a protein of 775 amino acids.